Suillus bovinus is the source of this 369-nucleotide messenger RNA. RefSeq names its product prefoldin subunit 6. Gene Ontology annotation, cellular component: cytoplasm; prefoldin complex. The transcript has 4 exons. Gene Ontology annotation, molecular function: protein-folding chaperone binding. Bases 1 to 369 code for a protein of 122 amino acids. NCBI's taxonomy places the organism in Eukaryota, Fungi, Basidiomycota, Agaricomycetes, Boletales, Suillaceae. Gene Ontology annotation, biological process: chaperone-mediated protein complex assembly; protein folding. The record is from RefSeq and is a predicted model, not a curated record.
AUGUCUCUAGAAUUCCGUUUCCAAUCAGCAUCAACGGAGUACCAGAAAAUACAAACAGAACUAGCAAGUUUGGUGGAGAGUCGUACUCGUCUCGAUGCCCAGCUUUCCGAGAAUGAGAUGGUCAAAAAGGAGUUUUUGCAGUUAACCCCCAGUAAUGUUGUCUAUAAACUUGUGGGACCUGUAUUGGUACCUCAAGAUCAGAAUGAGGCCAAAACCAAUGUGGAGACGCGCCUGGAAUUUAUCAAGAGCGAAAUAAAACGCGUAGAUGCACAGAUAAAUGAUGGCGAGGAGAGGUCAGAGAAAAAGAAGAAUGAGCUCGUUGAUAUCCAAACGAAGCUUCAGCAGGCUCAAACUACGCCAAGUUCUUAG